AUGGCCUACGUCGACGAGAAGAAAGUCGAUGUCAUCGACAAGGAGAAAUCAGCGAGUUUCAUCGACCAGGAGGAUGAUCAAGCUCUCCGCGAGCCCCCGGCUGAGGAGACUCUGCAUCGUGGGCUCAAGGCCCGGCAGAUUUCCAUGAUCGCGCUGGGAGGAGCUGUAGGGACAGGUUUGAUCAUUGGUUCUGGAACGGCUUUGACGAGAGGUGGCCCACUAGGCCUUCUGUUGGGUUACGCCUACGUUGGAUUUGUAUGUUACCUGGUGAUGGUCUCCUUGGGAGAAAUGGCGGCCUUCUUGCCUCACAAGAAGGGAUUCGCUGGAUAUGCAACACGUUUCGUCGACCCUGCUCUUGGUUUUGCCCUGGGAUGGAAUUAUCUUAUGAAAUAUCUUGUUGUUACACCAAAUAAUAUCAAUGCUGCGGGCGUUGUUGUACAGUACUGGACACGCUCUGUCCAUAUCGCUAUCUGGAUGGUCAUAUUCAUUGUAUUCAUUUUUGUCAUCAAUCUUUUGGGAGUUCGUGUUUUCGGAGAGCUGGAAUUCUGGUUCUCGAGUCUCAAGAUUGUUGCGCUUAUCGGCCUGCUGUUGAUGGGUAUCAUCAUUGAUCUUGGUGGCAAUCCCAUGCAUGACCGUAUUGGCUUCCGCUACUGGCGAGCACCUAAUGGCCCUAUGGGAAAAUAUCUCCUUGAUCAAGUUCACAACGAGUCGCUGUCCAUUUUCCUGGGUUUCUGGGCUACUCUUACGAACGCACUUUUCGCCUACAUGGGAACUGAGUUGAUUGGUGUGACUGUCGGAGAAGCGGAGAACCCGCGCAAAAACAUCCCAGUUGCUAUCCGGAGAACGUUCUGGCGUAUUCUGGUCUUCUAUGUCGGCGGCGUUUUCGUCAUUGGUUUGAUUGUCCCAAGUACCAACGAGAACCUCUUCACCGCCAUCAGAGCGAGAACUGGUGCUGCUGCUAGUCCUUUCGUUGUUGCAACCACCCUCGUUGGUAUUAAAGUUCUCAAUCAUGUCAUUAACUCUGCCAUCCUCAUCUUUGUGAUGAGCGCUGCAAAUUCCGACUUGUACAUUGGUUCGCGUACUUUGUACGGCUUGGCUGUAGAAGGAAAGGCCCCUGCUAUCUUCAAGAAAGUGAACCGCUUAGGUGUUCCAUAUCCUGCAUUGAUCUUAUGCACGUUAUUCUGCGGCUUGGUCUUCCUUAAUGUCAAAUCUUCUGGCGCACGAGUUUUCGGUUGGUUCGUAAACCUAGUCUCAACCUUUGGUGCCUUGACAUGGAUGUGCAUUCUAUACUCUCACAUUCGAUUCAUGAAAGCUCUCCAGGCCCAUGGCCUGUCAAGGGACGAUCUUCCAUACAAAGCACCGUUCCAACCAUGGGGCGCCUGGUUUGCAUUAGGCUCAACUAUCCUCAUUACCAUCUUCAAAGGCUUUGACACGUUCUUGCCCUGGAAUGCGCCCAAUUUUGUAACGAGCUACAUCGCUAUCCCUGUGUUCUUUCUCCUUUGGAUAGGUUACAAGCUCAUAUUCAGAACGAGAGUCAUUCCGUACGAAGAAGUUGAUCUCGUCACUGGCCUACGCGAAAUUGACGAAGAAGAGGCUAAAUACCUCGCUGACGAAGCCGCCAAGGGACCAAGAUCCAGACUCAAGAGGUUGUGGGACUCUCUGUAG
This is a messenger RNA of Cyclocybe aegerita, 1665 nucleotides long. The record is from the annotation of a GenBank genome assembly. NCBI's taxonomy places the organism in Eukaryota, Fungi, Basidiomycota, Agaricomycetes, Agaricales, Hemipholiotaceae.